AUGCCAUCAUCCACACCACCAGCCGGCUUUCUUGGAUUUCUCCUCCCGCUCGCUAUCCUCCGCUUCUUGGCUUUCCAGGCAUGUACGGCCACCAGCACCAGCAAUCGGUUUUCUCAAGCCUACCCAUCUGGUCUCGUGAUCCAAUCCCCCAGGCCUUUGACCGCGUCAACAUUGGCUGACUCCGAACGGGUUUCUCUCAACCAAGCCGAGUAUAUCACCAGCUAUCCUGAUCGUCAUAAGCUGGUCCCGAUUGUGCUAGGAGUCAUGAGCAAAUGUCCUGAUGCCCAAAUAUGCGAAGACGUAUUCGACAAGGUUCUGGCUGAGGUUUCUGAUAAGGUAGACGUCCUGGUCGCCUACAUGGGCGAGAUUGAUCCUUCAACGCAGUAUGGAGUGCGUUGUCGCCAUGGUGAUCCAGAGUGCAGGGGAAAUAUCCAUCAAUUGUGCUAUCGGAACCGAUUCCCCCAACUUCACGACUGGUGGGGAUUCAUCCAAUGCGAAAACUACGCCGGAUUAUCUCGUGUCGGAGACGAAGCGCUCGCCAAAUCUUGCGCAAAAGUCAACCUUCAUGACUGGGAUAAAGAUGUAAAAGAUUGCGCUAACGGCUCUCAAGGGCGGCAGCUGCUCCAAUCAAGCGUCCAACAAGUCAAACAUCUCGGCAUCGAGAAGAGUUGCUCCAUUCUUAUCAAUCAUCAAUUAGUCUGUGUCCAUGAUGGUGGCUGGAAGAAUUGCAAAAGUGGCCACGAGGUUGCGGACUUUGUGAAAUAUGUUCAGCACGAGUACGACCUCAUCAACACUCCCAGUUAA
Molecule: messenger RNA, 804 nt
Organism: Puccinia triticina
Lineage: Eukaryota; Fungi; Basidiomycota; Pucciniomycetes; Pucciniales; Pucciniaceae
Exons: 5
Coding region: 1-804 (267 amino acids)
Molecular function (GO): oxidoreductase activity, acting on a sulfur group of donors, disulfide as acceptor
Source: RefSeq, a predicted model, not a curated record